AUGGCUUUCCGUUCAGAGGAGGAUUUAUGCUGCCCUGCCUGUCAUGACAUUUUUAAAGAUCCCGUCCUCCUCUUGUGUAGCCACAGCUUCUGUAAAGCCUGUCUGCAGAGCUGGUGGAAAGAGAAGCAAAUCAAAGAGUGCCCGGUUUGUCGGACAGUGUGUGAGUGGAGUGACCCACCUUGUAACCGGGCACUGAAGAACCUCUGUGAGGGAUUUUUGCAGAGUCAGAGUGCUUCAUCAGGGUCUGACAGUCUCUGCAGUCUGCACUCUGAAAAGCUCAAACUCUUCUGUCUGGACCAUGAGCAGCCCGCGUGUAUCAUCUGUCGGGAUGCAAAAAUCCACGCUGACCAUCAGUUCAGACCCAUUGAUGAAGUUGCACAGGAACACAGAGAGGAGCUUCAGAUGUUCCUGAACCCCCUGCAGCACAAGCUGAAGCUUUUUAAUGAAGUUAAAGUGAACUUACAUCAAACAGCAGAGCACAUUAAAGUGCAGGCUCUGCAGAUAGAAAGGAGGCUUAAGGAGCAGUUUAAGAAGCUUCGCCAGUUCCUAGAGGAGGAAGAGGAGGUACGGAUGUUAGCUCUGAGGGAGGAAGAGGCGCAGAAGAGCCAAGUGAUGAAGGACAAGAUGGAGGCUCUGUGCAGGGAGAUGGCGGCUCUUUCAGACACAGUCAGAGCCACAGAGGAGCACCUCAGAGCUGGAGAUCCAUCCUUCCUGAGGACCUACAAGGCUGUGGUGGAAAGAGUCCAGCAGCACCCCCAGCUGGAUGAUCCACAGCUGGGCUCAGGAGCAUUGAUAGAUGUGGCCAAACACCUGGGCAACCUGACCUUCAACAUCUGGAAUAAGAUGAAAGGCAUGGUCUCCUACAGUCCUGUGAUUCUGGAUCCAAAUUCAGCCAAUCCAGAGCUCAUCCUGUCCGAAGAUCUGACUGGCGUGAGGCACGGAAAGAGAAGGCUCCUUCCAGAAAACCCCGAGAGGUUUGAAUUCUGGGAUUCUGUCCUGGGCUCGGAGGGCUUUAACUCGGGAACUCACAGCUGGGAUGUGGAGGUUGGAGACAACAAGGACUGGGAGGUUGGGGUGAUAGCAGAGUCUAUGUGCAGGAGAGAAUUUGUGGGCUCCACAGUGUGGAGCGUAGAGUGCAGCCACGCUGGAUACAGAGCGUACUCCCCGACCAACAAAUACAUCGCUCUCUCGGUCACAGAGAAGGUCAAGAAGCAUGACUUCCGGUUACACUAUUUUCGCGGCUCGCUUGACACCGCGGGGGAGUCCAAUGGAAGCCUUCGUCGCAGCCCGGAGGAGACAAUCGAGUGA
This is a messenger RNA of Oreochromis niloticus (Nile tilapia), 1308 nucleotides long. Its product is annotated as tripartite motif-containing protein 35. Lineage: Eukaryota; Metazoa; Chordata; Actinopteri; Cichliformes; Cichlidae. The transcript has 2 exons. Bases 1 to 1308 code for a protein of 435 amino acids. Gene Ontology annotation, molecular function: zinc ion binding. The record is from RefSeq and is a predicted model, not a curated record.